Aedes aegypti (yellow fever mosquito) is the source of this 9716-nucleotide messenger RNA. RefSeq lists its product as uncharacterized. Gene Ontology annotation, molecular function: RNA polymerase II cis-regulatory region sequence-specific DNA binding; DNA-binding transcription factor activity. NCBI's taxonomy places the organism in Eukaryota, Metazoa, Arthropoda, Insecta, Diptera, Culicidae. The coding region runs from base 305 to 9601 and encodes 3098 amino acids. The transcript is spliced from 6 exons. The record is from RefSeq and is a predicted model, not a curated record. Gene Ontology annotation, biological process: regulation of transcription by RNA polymerase II.
UCCAACAACAAUGAAGCGGUUUGAUACUGCUUGAUGGUUUCGUUUUAAGUGACGGAUUUUUCUUCGUCGUUUUCAUGCUGUGUCAUAAAUUUCGUUCGCUUCACUUCUCUCUCUUGUUUUUUCGCUCUCGCUUUAUAAUAUUGAUUCAACUGUCGGUAAAGCUGCACUAACACAAUUAUAAACUGUCGUCGGUUGAACUAUGUAAUGAAAGUUUUAUUUCGUAUGGGUUCAGUUUCAUUCUGUGAUCAGUACAUGCUAGAAGCGUUUAAUCGUUUGUAGAAUCAGACAUUUUGAUUUUAUAGAGAUGACUUCACUAAUCCAUAACUCAGCGUUUGACGAAAUUCUCAGCGCACCCUUGUCGUGGUCAAGCGGAUCGGUAAAGCAGAUCGUCGUCAGUCGGAGUAAGAGGCGCUUGCGACCUCGCUUCGGCACGAAACAGAACCAGACUCACAUCGAUCGUUGUGAGUUGCUCGGGCAACUGGAUGUCUGUUAUGAGGAACUGUCUGUGGCGAUAAUGGCAGAGCUAGGAGAACGAGAACGCAUAAAUCAGGAGCUUCGCGAAGAGGUCCAUGUCAUGUUGGACAAUGCACGGGGACUGAUACUCAGUUUCAAGGGCCCAGAAGCCAUGAGGGUACAGCUCAACAUGCAGUAUGAUAAAUUUGAAGCCAUCUGCAGCGAUCGCACCCGAAGGUUAAAAACCGCCACCCUGCAAAACCUUAUCAAAUUUGUGGGAAAUCUGAUCGUCAAGGCUGGCGGUACAGUGGAGGACAAAUCGAUGGCCAUAGUGGAACGUGCGAAACAGAGCGAUCCACAUCCACAAGUUCCAGAGAGUCCGACGCAGAAUGCUCCAAAGCAACAAGCCACGGAAAGUUCAAAGCAAGAUGCUGGAGCUAGUGCUGCCCAAACCGUUUCUAUCGCUGCAAUUCCAACGACGCAGGCAAUUGGCGUGGUCGAACAGCUUUCUGCAGAGAAAACCAAAGAAAAAUCCAUCGUUAAGGAGAUAUCUCCAGCGAAAGCACCGGCCGUCCAAUCCGCAGCCUCUCCACCGCCAAAAGAAGUGGUUCAACAGGGGCCAGUGAAGGAAACAAUCGCCAAUGUGGCCAAGGUGAGCGUACAACCGCCCAUCGAAUCUCCUACAAAAGAUACGAUCGUACAAACUGUUCCGAGUGUCUCGACAAGUAAUUCAACUCCACAGAAGGUCCCUGUAAAGGAGCUGAUCUCGGAGGAGGCGAAGAUGAGACAGAAACCACAGAUUCCAUGGAGAACUCCCACCAGGUUGGAACCAUUGAGUCAAAGAAAUGAACAAGUCGUAGAGAAGCCGAAAGAGAAAGAGAGGCAGCAAGGUAAGAAGCCGAUCGAGCAUUUCGUGAAACCCAUCGAAACUGCGAAAGAACCCGAAAGGUUGGCUUUGAAAUACAAAACCAAGAUAAAGAAGCGCCCAGCCGAAGAUCCACCCAAUAAUGACAUUCAGUUCAAAAAGCCGACACUCCCAAGCGAAGCGCUAUUCCAAAGGCGCCACCAACUGGCACCGCCAGUGCACCACGUUAGCAAUAGGGACCCAAGAACAUAUGGCGAAUAUUGCCGUAUGAAUCAGCAAAGGUUUGAAAAUCAGAACCAUCAAUAUUUCAAGCAUCGACCACAUGCUGCACCUCCCGCAUUCGAGAAACCAGCGGCAGCGGCGCAUCCUUUCGUUGCUCCAGCUCCAGUACUUCAUUCAAAUCCCCUUCUACCUCGUCCGUCGCAGAGGCCGGCAGCUGCCCCUCGUUCUUUUACAAAGCCAUCUUCAACAGUUCCGUCGAAACCGCAAGCACCUCCACGGGCAUCCGUGCAUCCUACGACACGUCCACCAGCUCCUUCGCCACCGGUUGCAUCAGCUAAUGCUCCCAAACCAACUGCGCCAAAAGUGGAUGCCAGAAAAACCAACCCCGUCUACUCGAAGGACGAACCAAUCCCUCUGGGCAAGAAGGAAGCUCCGAAAAAGCCGACGUUGGCAAAACCAGCCGCCGCAGUUCCUGAGAAAUCGCAAGAAGAACCUAAAAAGGACGAUAAACCAGCGAAGGUUGUCGAUAAACCAGCACAGCAGGACAAACAGGAGGACGCCCCGAAAGAAUCAGGCCUGCAGAAGAAUAUAAUGGAUUUGUUGAAGGAGAUUGGCGAUGAGGAGAAAGUCAAACAAAUCCUCGAUGUGAUGAACAAGAAGUCUGAUGACGAAGCGGAAGAUAAAAGGAACAGUAAGAAGGGAGAUGAGAAACAAAAAGCUACAGAUAAGGAAGCAGAAGAGAUUAAGGAAGGCUCCGCUAAGAAGGAUGAACCAAUCGCCAAGGGAAGGAAAGGUAAAAAGUACAAACGAAUUGUGUCCAAGCCUGAGGUUGAUUCUUCGUCGGAGGAAGACACCAAUAAGAAAGAAGAUGGAAACAAGAAGGAGAAGUCAAAGAGACGGGCUACAACAGGUGGCAGUCGGGAGGUGAGCGCUCUUAUCGAAAACGUUUCUGACUGGAUAUCGAAGGGUGCUGAAACGACGCACUACACCCGUCGAAGGGGAGCCAUCAUUCAGCCAACUUCGCUCAUUACGGAUAGUCCACCGGCGAAGCAAACGAAGGGCAGGAAAUCGAACGAGGAAUCCCGAUCGGGCAUGUCGGAAGAAGAUGAGACCGUGGAGGAUGAAAUCAAAAAACCAACGGAAGACGGUGAUUCGUUGCUGACUGUUACGAAAUCACCUCCGGCACCCAAAGGCAGACAGAAGAACAAGGAAGGUAGCUUCGUUUACAACGACAAGCCUUCGGUCCAUUACAAUAGCAGCUAUUCUAGCAAUUGCGCCCUUUGUUCUUUCAAUGGUUCCGCCAUCGUGGAUCACUACGUGUACGAACACAAACAGUACGAAGUGUUCGUGAGCCGCGUUUCGCCGAAAAUGGCAGACAUUAUCCGGGCAGAUUUGUUCCUCACAAACGGAUCGGUCAUCAACGAAGGCACUGAAGACGAGAAAAUUCGAUUCAAAUGUUACUUCUGUUUGACAUGGCAGGAACUAAGUCGCGCUGGAUGGAUUGACCACAUGGCCGCUCAUACUGGUGAAUACCGUUACCGUUGCACAAGCUGUCCAGUAAUGUCCAAAACCGAGGAACUAGAAAGCUGCUUCUACCACGAGAAAACAUGUCUAAAGCCGAACUUGGCAUUGUACAACAACAUUGAGUUCCAGGACAAUCAUAUCUAUGGCUUCAUCUGCAACGCCUGUAACUACAUCCAAGUUCGUCGCGUUAACAUGGAACGCCAUUUGAAGCGAGAGCAUCCGUCCUCGGAUGUCACCUGCAGUCGGUUCAGCAUCGUUAAUCACAAAAUCGACGCAAAACCGAUAAUUGACGAGGACCAAAUCAUGGCAGACCUGGCUCAGGCUCCACCCACUGUUUUGAUUCCGCUCCAUCCCAAAACGGAGCAGCUAGAGCCUUGUGAAAUCGUGAACCAACCCUUCACCGAGGAUGACGAAAUGGGCGAAGCGGAGUGCCUUCCUCCUCCUUUGGCUCCACUACGACGGCGCACCGAUAUCCGUUUGGAAUCGGUUCAUUUGGGUCCAUCCGGAAUCCCUAGCGACUUCGGACACAGGCCGUUUUCGUUUAAAAUGGAACAGGAACUUCAAGGCAGUCAGAUCUCGUCGAGCUACGAGUCGCCCAUGUCUCCGGAACCUAUCUUUGUGGCAACAUCGGAAGCGGAAGCGGUGGUCCCGAUCAUCCAAAUUCAAUCCGUGCAGGGUGGAUUCGACCUGAAUAAGGUGCUGUUCAAGCACGAUAAAGAUACUGAGUAUGAUUCGGAUGCCAGCGACAAGACGAUGGAUUUCAACAUGUCUGAUGGUGCCGAAGGCCAGAAUGGGGAGAACUCCAGUGCAGGGGGCCAGAAAAGUGGCGGCACAGGAAGUCAACAAGCCAGUGGAAGUUCUGGGACGACGUCCUCUGGCGGAAGUGGAGGUGGACUUGGUCCAUCUGGAAGUGGUUCUAGCACAGGUGGCUCAGCUGGUGCUGGAGGCGACGAUGGUGAUGACCGUAGAAAUCAAGAAUUCCCGCUGCCCUUCAGUAUCAAGGUGGAGAAAGACGAAGAGGAAGAAAAGACCAAUGAAGAAUCGACGAAUUUGGAAAAUGUCGUCAUUAAAACUGAAAAACCGGAUGAUCCUCCAGCGGAUCCACCUUGCGCAGAAGGAGAUUUCGAUUUCGUCGAGCUCGUUCUGGAUAGCACACGUAUCGAGCACGUGGCUUACAUUGAACAUCAGUCUGAAAUGCUAUUCCUGUGUCUGAUGCCCGGAUGUCAGUAUAUAUCCAAGAUAUCACAGGAUUUCGUUACCCACGUCAGUCGGAAACAUGGUACAACCAUAUGGGACGGUUAUUGCCAUCCAUGCCAGGCUCAGAUCGUCAUCGUGGACAAUUGCACGAUCAACAAUGAGCUUCAGCAUCUUUUGGAUGUCCACGCCAGAAGGAAAACACCGACAGUGGAUGUUCCUGCUAGUACUUCCAAUGUGCUUCGUAUCCGGCGUAUUCCGGGAGACACGCUUUCGAAGGACUCGAACCCACCUCCUCUGGCACCGAUCAUGCCUACUGGUACCAUCAUUGCUGGAGCAUCCGGCAUGCCAUUGGGAACUAACCCAAUCAUCAUAACGUCAGCAACUACGAUUUCGCCGGUUAGCAUUGCUGGCAAUACUAUCAUUACACCAACGCACACAAUUCCGGCACAGAUUAGACCCGUCAUUCAACAGGUAACGAUGCCAUCUACCAUAACUCCAACGCCUCAGCCUCCAGCAUUGGCUCCAGUUACGAUUACCACCCCUGCAAAUGUGAGUGGCAACUCAAACAUUCCUGCCAUGUCCAAUCUAAAGCUCAACACCGUGCGAUUGAAACCGUGGACAAACAUGGUAACGACCAAAAACCAAGAGCACUGCCGCAGCAUGCUCGAAGAAAAAUCGUUGAUGUGCCUGUACAAAUGUAUGUCGAGGUCGUGCGCGUUUACGACCAACAAUCGCUUUUUCAUGGAGCAACAUUUGCAGUUGCACGAAAACAUCCACAGCAACAACACCAACAGCCGGAAAUGUUGGCUGGAGUGCGCCUAUUGUGACAUAAUCGCAACGAACGUCAAUGUCCUGCUGGCGCAUAUUGACGCCGAACAUGCCACCUGCGGCUUCCAGUGUAAUCUGUGCUUCUACCGAAGUCGCGAUCCUACCAACGUAGUUGUUCAUCAGAAAACCUACCAUCCGAUGGGAACUGUGCCGAAGAGGAUUCUCAUCAUGCCGGACCAUUUGAAGAGCUUCGGUGACGACGAGUGGAAAUCGAUGCAGGAAUCGCUUCGGAAGAAUGUCUUGCCGCUACAUUGCACCAUAUGCAAAGAAUCGUUCUUCAUCUUGUCGGCGUAUAUGACCCAUUUGAUGGGUCACGAACAUGCGAUGGUCCCCUGCCAGGUGUGCAACAUGACCGUGGAGAAGAAAAGCAUGGCGCGGCACCUGUUGUUGCACUCGAUCGGAUUGUACGAGUGCGUCUACUGUUUGUUCGGUGCCAACACCAAAUCCACUAUGGCUCUUCACGUUAGCAACGCGCACAGUUCCAAACCACUGUAUUGCUGCGUUCGCUAUAAUAAGAAGAGGCCAGAUGGGGUGGAUUACCCUCCGAGCAAAAUUGAGUCAAUGGAGCUGAAAACCAUGAGCUGUACGGUGUCCCCCGAUUUAUUCAAGAGAUGCAACUAUACUUCUGAACAAUUGAACUACAAACCAAUUUGCCUUGAGGUCAACCACACCAUGACAUACACGAGGAACGAACCACCGGUAGUAACCAAAAUCCUUUCGAAUGCAAUUGCCACGCCAGCUGCUGCCCAGCCGGGUUCAUCUACAGCAGCAGGCCCAGCUUCGAACAUACAAAUUCAAAUUACAGACGAGGCAGGGCGUCCACUGAUAAUAUCAAUUCCGGUCCAGAAUGCUAAACCGACACCAGCACCGGCAACGGUACCGACGCCAGUAUCAGGAACAUUAACUGCUGUAACCUUGCCACCACAGCAAGUUGUUGCUCAACAAACUAUACACACCGGUCCGAAUCCUUCUUCUGCACCCCUGCCGAUACAAAUGCCGAUGAUCAGUUCGGUACAGGGUGGAGUUCAAAAUUUCGUCGCCCAGAAAGCAGCACCUCUUCCGGUAAUCAGUAGUGUCCAAGGCAUGGCCACCAUGCCACCUUUAGCAGCCAUUCAACGUAACGAUGGUUUGCCAGUGAUAAGCUGCGUUCAGAGUGUAGCCCAACUCCCACCGGAAGGCCCGCCUGCUACCACCCUAGUACCAAAACCGCCAUCUUUAAUGACUAUAACUUCCACUAGCGGUGGGACCAUCACCUUACCCAACAUACCUGGUAUUACCAUAACGGCGAAAACAGUGACCCCAACCGUAUUGAACACUACUCCAAUAAUCACAAACGUGCAGUCUAUCUCUGCAACUCCAGCUAAACCUCCCCCACGACCCCAGGUUUCCACACAAGUAACGCAAUCACCAAUCAAUCAACUGCAAGAUAUGGUAACCAGCUCUACCGUGACGUCGACUACUCAAUCGGUUGAACAACCCAAAACUGACAUGUAUGCUACUACGGUGGCCGAAGCGGACACACAGUCGAGUAACGGAAGUAACGGAAUCGUUGCCGAAUCGGAUGAAGAUUCUCGAUCCCAAUCGGAGCGCAGUAUUUCCAGCACACCCGUGCCGUCACCAUCCGCUCAGUCGAGUGUUCCUUCUAGCAAGGACAUGUCGUUGAUGGCAAAGAAGUUUGCCAGCACGACGCAGAUCAGGAUCGAUUUCUUAUUCAAGGGGAGCAUCGACAGGUUCGAUCGUCUGGAAAAGAAGGUCAGUCAAAUGAUUGAGCCCACUGGGUUCUACGGAACUGCGUUGAAUAUCUGCGGGGUGGAGGAUUGCCAGAGCAAAUUUAGUGAUCCGGUUAAACUAAAUCUUCAUCUGCUGAAGUUCCACAACCUGACAAAUUACAAUUGCUACCAUUGCACAAGUCGGUUCAAGACGGCUCACGAACUGAUCACACACGUUAAAACCCAUGGAAGACACCGUUACUUGUGUUUCCUGUGCGAUAAAAAGAGUCAUUUCUUGAAGAUGAUGAUCUUACAUGUGCAGCAUGAUCACAACAGUACAGACGUGAUCUUGACCUAUCUGCAUCCGAAGAAGCGAGACAUCCACAACGAUCUGGUGGUCAUUUGUCCGCAGAGUGUGACUAGCGGACAACUACAGGAUUACGUGAACAACGUGCUGAAAGAGGAUGGUGUGAGCGAGAAGAAGCGGUUUGCUCCCGACGAGAUCGAUCAACUUCCGGUGGAGGAAAUCUUUGCCGAGGAUAUGUUCUGCUCUAGUUGUGACUACGCGACGAAGCUCAGGAAAAAUUUGAAACGUCAUCUGGAGAAGGCUCACGACGCACCGUCUCGUGCGACUGUGCAGAUACCUCCAGAAUCUAUAUCGAUUGAGGUUUCCGAAGUGCCGGAAGAACCAAGCUUCAUAGUUGCAAGCAGGGAAGCGUCUUUCGCUCCAAGCAUUCCUCAGCCUGUAGAUCCAGUCAAAUUGUACCAGUGUGGAAUUUGUAAGUUUGACUGUCCCCCGGUGUUCUCUGAUUUGCGAACCCAUCUGUACCGGGCGCAUCGCCAUGAUAAAUACUACAAAUGUGCUCACUGCAGUGCAGUUCUCAGCGAUGGGUUCAUGUGCGUGGACAAGAUAGCCAACCACUUGAAGCUGCAUGAUGAUAAUCUCUACAAAUGCAACAAAUCGGGCUGCGAAUAUUAUCGCGCAGAGAAGCAUCUGGUUUUGUCCCACAUCAAGCAAAGCCAUGGCAACUCGGGAUCGGUUCUGAUUCUUCGGGAAACACGCGCCACCAUUCUCAGUCCGGAGUGGCAAUGUGAUCUUUGCGAAACUAUUCGCCCGAACAGGACAGAUAUGGUUACGCACAUGGUAAAUGAUCACAAGUUGACGGACAAGCAGUUCAAAUGUUCGUACUGUUCCUAUAAAUCAUCGGAUAAUGAUUCCUUCAAACCGCACUUUGCGAGCAAUCACCCCAAUAGUGAGUUACUUAUAAUAUCCCUUUUCCAUGAAUUGCCACCUAAAGUAAUUACAGUCAGCUCGGUCACUCCGGAUCGGGAGAAACCAUCAAACGGAGAAAAGAGAUAUAGUUGUGGAAUCGAGUCUUGUUCGUACGUUUCGUACCAUGAAGAUGGCGCCAAGAGACAUUUCCUUCAACACCAUCCCGACCAAACACUGGUCGUUUAUGACGAUUCUGGCAUCGAGAAGGAAAAACGAAAGCGGUUCGACUAUUUCGUAAAGUACGUUUGCAACUACUGCCAGGAACAGUGUGAUUUGAUCGACGACAUCGUUCAGCAUUGGAGCAAGCUGCACAAGGCCGGUGGAAAACCCCUGAUGUACAAGCUGUUCAAGCUUGUUCGUUGUUUCUAUUGUGAUAAGCUUUCAACGUAUUACGACAUCAAAAUGCACUCCGAAUCCAGUCAUCCUGGACAGAUCUUUGCCUGUAUCGAUCAUCAGAACGCUUUCAAAUGUGGCGAGUGUCCCUACGUGGCCACUUCAGAUAAAACGGAUUUGCUCAAACAUUUCAAAACCUAUCACUGCGCCAGCAAAAGCGAAGAUCCUUGCGACUACAUGGACGACGAAUUCCUGCACAGAAUGCUCGAGCAAAAUAACCAUCUCUAUACAUGUAACCAUUGUAAAAUUACGUACGAAAGUCGCUACGAAUAUGAAAAUCACAUUGACAUCUGCGCCUUUGCCGGGGAACCCAGCAGCUUCAAUUCGGUUUCCAAAUCGGUGCGGAUUCGCUAUAUUUGUAGCUGCUGUCCCGACAUCUCAGCUAACGAAUACAACAUUGCUAAACAUAUGAGAACUCAUAUCGCCCAGUACAACUGUCGCUACUGUAAGCGGGAGUUCAAGCACCUCCAUCAGCUCAACGACCAUCAGAUUCUGCUGCACAAUGCUCGGGAUAGUGAUUUCCUGCUCAAAGACCUCAGUCAGUUUAGAAGCCAAUUCCUCAAAAUUAAAAUGCUGUUUCCGAACGGUCUUGUCCUGAGCAAAGUCGAUGCCCACCGGACCGUGUGCGGAUCCGUCGAGGACAUUAUCAACUAUGCUCGCACCGUCAACGAUGAAGAAAUGUCCGAGCUCAUGUACAGCCGUGCCAUCGAAAUGCCCUUGGUGUACGAGGACGAAUCCGGGGAAACCGUAAAAACUAUCUGCAAAGACUUCAUCGAAUCGCGUCCCACCAUGGUGCUGGAAAUGGAACAACUCUCCGAACUACAGCUGGAGGAAAUUCGCGAACAGGUUUAUCUUCUAGCUAAGGCAGCCGGAGGCAGCACUAGUAAUACUAGCAUCAGCCAGAGCACUUCCGGGACAGGUCGGAAACGGGGCAGACCGCGGAAGAAGAUUACCGCCUCGCCGACCAAUUCGGAUGACGACGACGAUGAUGAUGAUUGGAAGCCUGAUCGGAAGAGGCCUUCUUCGAAAAUGGGUGUAACCAGGCCGCCCGUCAAAAAGGAGAAACUUGAGCCAGAGCCGGAAUUUUCCGAAUCAGACGAUGAGCUGUUGAUCACCUUCAAGAAAGAGUCUGUCUAGAUUUAUGUGAUACGUUAAUUUAUUGUAAAAUCAGUAUGAUUAUUUUUCAACUUCAAAACAUCACCAUGGAUAACGCAUUUCAAUGAGAAAAUAGAAUAGCCUAAGUAUUACAAGA